UUUUCGCGCAUGUGCAAACAGAUCGGACAGCAUCGAGGCGACCAAGAUGGCGGACUGAAGAAGUUUCAAAUGAACGACCUCACAGACAUAGAAAUUCACGACAACUACGACAAUAAAUACCUUCAACGAUGCUCUUUUCUAAGGGCAACGAAACGGAAGUUGUGUUCGGAGCGAUGGAGUGUUAUGUGAAGUGAAGAUUGAAGACGUGAUAGAAGAUGGACGACUACUGCUAUGCUAAGAUGGCGACGUCCGCUAAAAGAGAACAUGAAAGAGAAUCAGCGCCACCAACUUCCAGCAAAUCACCAACGGAGAUAAAGACGAAAGAUGAAGACAUCCGGCGGUUGAUUGGUCAUCCAGAAAAACUUACCCCUCAGCUGCAAAGGGGGAUCUGUAUUUUGAAGAAGGAGGUUUCACAGCCCCCCCACGUUAAAAAGGAAGAGGAGGAACACUGGAUCACUCAGGAGGGAGAGUGUCUUCUAGGACCACAGGAGGCUGAUCUCACCAAGUUGCCACUGACUGUUGUCUCUGUGAAGACCGAAGAUGACGAAGAGAAACCACAACUAGACAACUUCUUAUCUCCACUAUCAGAUAGUGAGGCUGAAGACGAGGUUGAAGUAACUUUGAGCAGCGAUACAGAUUGUGAAGAUGUCCAGCAGCUGAUUGGUCAUUCAAAAGAACUUUCCCCUCGGCCGCAGGGUCGAGGCUCCAUGUUGAAGCAGGAGGGUCCAUUUCCAUCCCAUAUUAAAAAAGAAGAGGAGGAACUCUGGAUCACUCAGGAGGGAGAGUGUCUCGUAGGACCACAGGAAGCUGGUCUCACCAAGUUGCCACUGACUGUUGUCUCUGUGAAGACUGAAGAUGAUGAAGAGAAACCACAAAUAGACAACCUCUUAGCUCCACUAUCAGAUAGUGAGACUGAAGACGAGGUUGAAGAACCUUUGAGCAGCGAUACAGACUGUGAAACAGAUAUUAGGACUCACACUGACAACAAACACUUAAAAUGCCCUAAAAGGAAGACAGAUACCGAACCUGUGCCCUGCUCAGUUUGUCCUAAAAGGUUUCCUAACAAGAGUGAACUGACUCGACAUGUGCGGACGCAUACAGGAGAAAAACCCUUUAGUUGUUCAAUUUGUGGGAAAAGAUUCACUCUGAAGGGAAAUUUGGCAAAACACAUGAAAACACACACAGGAGAAAAACCAUUUAUAUGUUCAGUUUGUGGCAAAAGAUUCAUUCUGAAAGGAAAUUUGGUAACACACAUGAAAAUGCACACAGGAGAAAAACCCUUUAGUUGUUCAGUUUGUGGGAAAAGAUUCAUCCUAAAGGCGGAUAUGGUAAAACACAUCAGAACACACACAGGGGAAAAACCCUUUAGUUGUUUAGUUUGUGGUAAAAGAUUCACUCUCAAGGCAAAUUUGGUAACACACAUGAAAACACAGGAGAAAAAACAUUCAAUUGAUUGUUUGCCUUAGAAUAUUCGCUCUGAAGGCAAAUAUGAUGACACUAAUGAGAACGUGGGAAUAAACAUUUAAUUGUUAGUUUAUGUUAGUAAAUUAUUAGUUUCAAGAAGUAGUCACCUGAAAUGGUUUUCACUUCACAGGUGUGCUUGAAGCUCAUUGAGAGAAUGCCAACAGUGUGCAAAGCAGUAAUCAGAGCAAAGGGUGGCUAUUUUGAAUAAACUAAAAUAUAAAACAUGUUUUCAGCUAUUUCUCCUUUUUUUGUUAAGUACAUAACUCCACAUGUGUUCAUUCAUAGUUUUGAUGCCUUCAGUGACAGUCCACAAUGUAAAUAGUCAUGAAAAUAAAGAAAAUGCAUUGAAUGAGAAGGUGUGUCCAAACAUUUGGCCUGUACUGUACUGUACUGUACUGUACUGUACGUGGACUGUUUGUUACAAGCAGCCCUCUGAGGGCGGCCGUAAGUGAAAAGGAGUUUGAUUCCCCUGUUCUAAAAAAAAUAAAACCAUUGCAUAAACUGGUUUGAAAGCAGCGUUCUACAACACAAACGCCUUCAUUUUGAUUGUGUUUGGCUUUUAAAAAAUCAGAAUACAGAAUGCAUGACUCGGACACGUGAUAAACAGCCGUAUUUUAACACUACAACUUUUUCGUACACAAAAUGGAAAGGAA
Entelurus aequoreus (snake pipefish) is the source of this 2117-nucleotide messenger RNA. RefSeq names its product zinc finger protein 771-like. Lineage: Eukaryota; Metazoa; Chordata; Actinopteri; Syngnathiformes; Syngnathidae. Gene Ontology annotation, biological process: regulation of transcription by RNA polymerase II. The transcript has 3 exons. Gene Ontology annotation, cellular component: nucleus. The record is from RefSeq and is a predicted model, not a curated record. The coding region runs from base 216 to 1466 and encodes 416 amino acids. Gene Ontology annotation, molecular function: DNA-binding transcription factor activity, RNA polymerase II-specific; RNA polymerase II cis-regulatory region sequence-specific DNA binding.